AUGCCCAAGGGAAAGUGGAUUAAUAAGAAGACGGCGCAGCACUUUACGCUCGUCCACCGCCCGCAGAAUGAUCCGCUCAUUCACGACGAGAAUGCGCCAUCCAUGGUGCUGAACCCAGUUCAGUCCAAGUCUGGAUCGAAAGUGAAGCACUUGGAUGACUUGGCCUCCGAGCUGGGAUCAGAUGCGGAGCAUAUCCGCGCCAACGAAGGUGAAGCCGCAAACUAUGGCGUAUACUUUGACGACUCGGAAUAUGAUUACAUGCAGCACUUGCGAGAUCUCAACAGCGGCGGCGGAAAUGUUGUCUUUGUUGAGUCGGAUGCCACUGGAAAUAAGGGCAAGGGCAAGCAGAAGCAGUCAUUGGAAGACGCUCUGCGGAAAAUGGACCUUGAGCAAAAGUCAGACGACCUUCUGGACGAAGAGAUUCUGCCUUCCAAGAACCUUACGAGGUUAACCUACCAGGCCCAGCAGGAUGUACCCGAUGUCAUCGCUGGAUUUAACCCUGAUAUGGAUCCCCGACUACGAGAAGUUCUGGAAGCCCUGGAGGAUGAUGCGUAUGUAGAUGACGACGAAGAGGUAUUCAACCAGCUGUCAAAGGACGGAGAGGAGCUUGAUGAUGACGAUUUUGGAUUUUUGGAUGAGGAGGAUGACGAUGGAUGGGAGUCAGAUGCUACGGCAAAGCCUUCCAAGGAAUACAAAGAUCAAGUACCAGAACUCGUAAAGGUACAGCCAGAGCAACCAGAGGAAGGCCCUGCAAAUGACUGGAUGGAGGACUUCAAACAGUUCAAGAAAGACCAAAAGGGCCCACGUGGGCCAACAGCUCCGUCACGAUCCGGAGUUGAGUCCAUGUGGACUACGACUACCAAUGGAGGCAGAACCAAGAGAAGAAAGGGUGCUCUGACGAAUCCCUCAGCCUACUCCAUGACAUCUUCAUCACUCGUACGGACAGAGCAGCUUUCGAUCCUCGACGAGAGGUUCGAGAAGUUGGAGGAGCGCUACCAUGAAGAGUUUGAUGACAUGGGUUCCGUAUCAGAAGUUUCAACAGCCUCUAGCGUGACAGGCCCCAUGCGAUCAGAUUUCGAUGGCAUCCUGGAUGACUUCCUGGGCUCCUACACAAGGCCCGGAAAGCGGACAUCAAAGAAAACAAGGCCACAGACAGGAUUGGAGCAGCUUGAAGAGAUUAGACGAGAAUUGGGGCCUGCGCGUAUUCGGGGCCGCGUUAAAUCAUGA
Trichoderma atroviride IMI 206040 is the source of this 1227-nucleotide messenger RNA. RefSeq lists its product as uncharacterized. Gene Ontology annotation, cellular component: preribosome, small subunit precursor; nucleus; cytosol. The record is from RefSeq and is a predicted model, not a curated record. Lineage: Eukaryota; Fungi; Ascomycota; Sordariomycetes; Hypocreales; Hypocreaceae. Gene Ontology annotation, biological process: ribosomal small subunit export from nucleus; ribosomal small subunit biogenesis.